ACGGUUGUGGAAUCGACGAGAAGGCGAUUCCCCCACCUCUCUCUCUCGUGAGUUCGCAUUGUAGAGGCAGCGGACGGACUGGGAGUUUGGUGACCCCAAGCGUGGCGAGUCGGCCAACUCCUGCUGCGCGUUCCCCUCCUUGUCUCCCCCGUCUCUUCCCCUUCCCAUCGUCUCCCUGAUCUUCUUCGUCUUCUCUUUAGCAGCAACAACAAACACGCAAUGUCCGAGCACGAACACGGCCGCAAGUGGGACAGAUGUCUGUCGGACGCCACCGUGAAAUUCGGUGCAGGUCUUGCUGUGGGACUUGUGUUUUCAGUCAUCUUCUUCAAGAGGCGGGCAUGGCCAGUGGUGUUUGGGGCGGGGUCUGGGUUUGGCAUGGCGUACUCCAACUGCCAGCGCGACUUUCAGAAACCAUACCUCGUGCACGGGGCAUAUGUGCAGGACGAUGCCAGCAGCGCCACGACAGUCACUGAAUAACGACCAUUGCUUUAAAUAUUAAAGAACUUAUGCAUACUCGCACACGAGCGUGUACACAUACUCGCACGCCCACAUGGGUGUGAACACGCUUGUUCUCGCUGUCAUCGGCACGGGAUUGUGUGCGUUUGUACACGCACGUGUGCCUCCGAGGGAUGUCUGGUGAACUGGUUUAAAUAAAGAUAUAUUGGCUCUUA
Molecule: messenger RNA, 671 nt
Organism: Petromyzon marinus (sea lamprey)
Lineage: Eukaryota; Metazoa; Chordata; Hyperoartia; Petromyzontiformes; Petromyzontidae
Gene: MICOS10
Product: mitochondrial contact site and cristae organizing system subunit 10
Cellular component (GO): mitochondrial inner membrane; mitochondrion; MICOS complex
Source: RefSeq, a predicted model, not a curated record